AUGGCAAGCCUUAGCUUGGGAAUCCCAUCUAUUCAUGUCCUCCGCUAUAGAAAAUUGUCUUUAUACACUUGCAAAGAAGUCUUCCCAUCAUUUGUGGAUAGUUACAGAGAGGGACGAACAGGCAUAGGUAAAAACUUAAAACCAUUAGAAUUGCUUCCUACUAUCGCUACGCAUUUCUUUGAGGCAAGAAAAGAUGAGAUUGUUUAUCUACCUCCAGACGAGUCGCCUGAUGGUCUAUAUACAUCAACUCUGAUCUUGACAUUCAAGGCCACAUCUGGACAUUUCUGGAGCGGGAGGAUGAAACUUGUCUGCGAGGCCAUCAUAUCACAAGCUCACACGCUCAGAAGCAAAGAGAUUCUGAUCUCCAAUAAUGCAACUACUCACCAUGGGACUGUCUUUACAGAUUACGGUGCUCAUAAAGAUGGUCCAAUUAUUAAAGGAGGAAAAAGCAACUAUGAUAUCGGUGAUAUUGUUGACAUCAAUUGUACAGCAUCCAAAUCACAACCUCCAGCAGAGCUACAUUGGUACAUUAACGACAAAGAGGCUAAGCCAAAGUACUUGAUACCACGUGAACCUAUUACAUACACGGAUGGUAUGAUAUCUACAGUCCUCGGCCUACAAUUCCAGGUCAAGCACAGGCACUUUCAGAGAAAUGAAAUGCGGUUGCGGUGUACUGCCACUCUCUCUGAAGUGAAGAAAAUGACAAGCGAACCUCUAGAGGCCGAAAUAUCCGAGCAACAGAUGUCGGAUCUCCAUGUUGACUUCAACACAGGGGCAGUUUCCAGUGGAAGUUUAUGGUGCUACACAUCAUUCAAUCAGUUGUGGAUUUCCUUCACUCUGACCUUGUUUUCACGAACAGCAUUUUAAGUUUGCAUUUUUACCGCACAUGAUGAAGCAAAAAAUAUUAUGAAGAAGUGAUAUAGAGAAAGAAACAAUCAAAUGUUGUAUCCCAGGAGUUCUUUGUGAUUUAAUUAUGAACCUGGAUUACAUAAUUUAUGAAAUUUAUGACCGCUUGAAACAUUACAUCCUUGUUUUUUGUUUGUUUGUUUGUUUGUUUGCGAUUUCAAUGAGGAAUUGAAUAUACGAUUGUCAUCGUUUUGAAGCAUACUUAAUGUGCUGACGACAGAAUGACGUUCCUUUCACUUAUGGCCAGUAUCAGGUUUUCAUAGUCAACAAUAUCUAUUACAAAAAUAAUAUUCUGAGGCAUAUUUCAUGAAUAUGGAUCGUAUAGUUCAAAAGUUGAAAGUUGUACUCUCUGUCUUUGUAACACAACAGUUGAGUCUAUGUGGCAUGUAUAUACAGUGAAAAAAGAGGAUAGAUAUUUAUAGUUUCAUUAUCUCUAGAACCGAAUAUAUUAUUUUUAAAAUGGGUAAUCAAAACUGCUUUACCCUGUAUUUUCCCUCCAUUGGGAUGGAUUAUUUGGAUUAAGGCAAAUUAUCUGCCUAAGAAGAGAACUUCUAGGAGAACCUUUGUAAAUGACGUUAGUCAUGGGGAAUGCCUCCAAACCGCUCAUGCAGCCAGCCAAAACUUGACCCUCUAGCCAAUUAGAACAGAGGCAAUAAAUAGCAUCUCGAAUUCGAAGAAAUUCAGGCCUCUAACAAAAAUGACGUAUCCUUAUUUCCCAUGCAACAGAGGAAAUUUUCCAACCCAUAACUCUGUCAAAUAUCGCCGGCCCCUAGAAUUAUUCGCCUCGUUCAACCCCCAGAGAAAGAAACCGCAGCUGGCCGCAACUGACCUCUUCCUGGGAAACCCUCGCCCUUUCAUCUGAAUCACAUCUUCAACUAAACUUAAAACAGCAUUGCCGUAAACGAACGAAAAGUCUAAACAAAACUAAAUAUUAAAAACUUAUUCUUGAAUAGGAACAAUACAAAUUCAUUAUUCACAGUAAAAUAAUGUAAUUACUAAGAAUACCUUAUGCACAGGAAAAUAAUAUGUAAUAAUUGUACACAACAAAAUAAUACAUAACAUUAUCCAUAACAAUCCUAAAGCAUUCAGCACUGCAUUUUCCAAGCCUGAGCACAGUUUAAACUGCGGCUUCGAACAUUUAGAUCCUCUGUGCUACUUUGAAAUUUUACAGUUUAUAUUAUUUUUAAUUUUAUUCAUGUUAUAAUUUCUGUUUUUAUUUUAUUCAAAUUGCAAUCUUCAGGGUAAAAAUAAGACAUUAAAAGAAAAAAGACUUUGCAUCUCUUGUUCAAGUGUUCUUCUCGCUGUUGCUAAUGGUUAUUCAAAGCCAAAGGCUCAGAACAGAAAACUUAAUGUCUGUGGUCUUUUAGGAAAGACUAAUGUGGAUGGUUUAGCUUUUCACCAAAAAUUUUAUGAAAUAUAUCUGCAACUUAAGCAGAAUUUUGUAAAGAUAUAAAACUGCAUUUGAAAAAACAGAUUAUGUUAGUGAUUUAACCUUCAGAUUAAAUACUAACGUAUUUUUAGUUAUAUCUGCGAUUUAUUAAUUUUCAAUAAUUAAUAUUAUGUUAACUUUUUAUGAUUUUGGACUUAAACUGUAUGUAUUGUGAAAAAUAACUAAUCUGUUACUUUGCUAUCACAUUUUAUCUUCAUUCUCUAUAAGCGGAGAGUACAAUUUUCGAGAAAUAUUUAUUUUUUGUAUAUAUUAAUAAAGAACUAAGUGAUGACUAAGAAGAUUAAUUUUUGUAAAAAAGACAUCGCCAUUGUAUUUACUGAUAUUUUAAUUAUUUCAUCCCACUCUUCACCCAACGAGGAAAAGAAAGAUAAUUGUUGGACAUUGCUACGAGUUAAAUAAAGCAAAAUGUUUGUGCAAAUUACAAAUAUUAUAUUAUAAAAAAGAUAAUAAAUUUAUUGCACAGAGGCGAAUGAUUUUAAUUUUGGAUUUCUACGCCAAUCUGUUUUAAUUAGAAUAGUAAUUUAUACGCAUGUGUUAAAAAGUGAUUUAUUACGAAACAUUGCAUUCAAUCAAUUCUUAUAAGUUUUGCGGAUUUUUUUGUUUAUGUUUAAGGAUUUUUAAAGAUUAGCUAUAACCUUAUUAAGACAUAAAAUUUCUCUUAAUGGCGUUAAGCAGAAAACAUGCUAUGCUUAAAAUAAAAUAAAAAUGUUUAAAAUAAAUAUAUUUAUAAAUUGUUUCGCUGAAAUGAAAUAGUACUUCUGCACUCUUGCAUGUACAGUGCAUGUAACUGUAAAGGCCAAGACUUUCACAUGUUCAGUAGACAAUACUUUUGUAAUAUCAUAAUAAUCGGUUAAAUUUUUAUUAACACAUUUUAUUUACAUAAUUUUUAUUAAUUUAAUUUUAUUUAUUAAUUUAAUUUUAAUACUAUUUUUAUUAAUAUAUUAUUUU
Molecule: messenger RNA, 3304 nt
Organism: Stegodyphus dumicola
Lineage: Eukaryota; Metazoa; Arthropoda; Arachnida; Araneae; Eresidae
Product: cell adhesion molecule 1-like
Source: RefSeq, a predicted model, not a curated record